This is a messenger RNA of Racocetra persica, 303 nucleotides long. NCBI's taxonomy places the organism in Eukaryota, Fungi, Glomeromycota, Glomeromycetes, Diversisporales, Gigasporaceae. The record is from the annotation of a GenBank genome assembly.
AUAAUUUCUCAAAGAACUAUAAGUCGUAUUCUUAAAAAAGCUGGCCUGUUUACACGUAUUGCUUGUGCAAAGCCCUUUAUUAGUAAAAAAACUAAAGAUGAGUAUCAUGAAUUGGCGGAAGCACAUCUUGAUUGGACGACUGAAGAUUGGAAAACGUUCUUUGUCCUCUUGUCCAUUUCUAUGGAAGUGUUACAAGUACGUCCUAUCGUUGAAUACUUAGUCAUUAUGCAAUUCCCAAGCUUCAAGAUCAAUAUCCCAAUAGUAACAAAAUAUUUCAACAUGAUGGUGCCUCGGUCUACAGGA